Cooperia oncophora is the source of this 210-nucleotide messenger RNA. The record is from the annotation of a GenBank genome assembly. NCBI's taxonomy places the organism in Eukaryota, Metazoa, Nematoda, Chromadorea, Rhabditida, Trichostrongylidae.
AUGCGGAGGGCUGGACUCCUGUUGUUGGCUGGCUUAGUGCUAAACUUGAGUAGAUUGUCGACUUGCCUGCUUAUUAAUUGGGACAGCGACAUUGUAGCCAGUAACCAGGAGUCCGAGUAUGCAGAGAGAGACGCCCUCAGCACGUAUUUUGGGGCCGACAAGGAAAAUCUCACCAUUUUCCCUUCGUACGAAGUCAUGAAGAAAAAGUAA